This is a messenger RNA of Brettanomyces nanus, 3510 nucleotides long. RefSeq lists its product as uncharacterized. The coding region runs from base 1 to 3510 and encodes 1169 amino acids. The record is from RefSeq and is a predicted model, not a curated record. NCBI's taxonomy places the organism in Eukaryota, Fungi, Ascomycota, Pichiomycetes, Pichiales, Pichiaceae. Gene Ontology annotation, molecular function: protein binding; phosphoric diester hydrolase activity. Gene Ontology annotation, cellular component: ciliary inversin compartment. Gene Ontology annotation, biological process: lipid metabolic process; protein localization to ciliary inversin compartment. The transcript has a single exon.
AUGAAGUUUGGAAAAUACCUUGCUGCCAGGCAGUUGGAGUUCCCGGAAUAUGCGGGUAACUUCAUCAACUACAAGGCGCUCAAGAAACUCAUCAAUGCGCUCACUCAAGACAUCUCUAAGCCUCUCCAGGACAAGAAAGGAUCCUUUUUUUUCCGGCUGGAACGUGAAUUGGAGAAGGUCAAUGACUUUUACCUUAAGAAAGAAUCCGAGUUGAAGUUUCGCUUGGACAUUCUUAUCUCCAAGAAGGAUAGGUUCUUCAAGUCACAUAAUGGUGGAAAGAUCAAUAAGAACAGCGUUAAUUUCGUCAGCUUGUAUGACGGGUUCAAGAAAUUUUCCAAGGAUUUGGAUCGCUUAGAGCAGUUUGUUGAACUUAACGAAACUGGGUUCACUAAAGUGCUAAAAAAAUGGGAUAAGAGAUCCAAGUCGAGUACCAAAGAGUUAUAUUUGACUACUGCUGUCAAUGUACAACCUGUGUUUCAUAGGAGCCAGAUAAUCGAGUUGAGUGAUUUAGUGGCUAACAAUUUGAUGGAAUUAGAGAGUUUGGCUGAAGGUGACACCGGCUUUGUUAGAUAUGAAACCAGUAGCUGUAAAACCGAUUCAACUACUGGUUCUACACCUACUUUAGAUAGCUCUGUGAGAUAUCAUAAUAUCAUGGGCUCUUGCGACGAGCUUUAUACUGAUUUCUAUGAAAUUACUGUGCAGAAUGCCAAUCUCUCUCAGGAAGAUCAGAUGGCCAAAUUCAAGGAAUGGUCCAAUCAAAUCAUUUCCAAACUUCCGGAUGACACAAAGAAAUACACGUUAUCCAAAGUGUUCUUACUUCUCAUUCCAAAUCUGCACAUCCCAGAUGCUUCUCUCUUACAAUUCUACCAAUACUUCAAAGAGUUUAUUGAUCUAAGUUUCGUUGACGACCUAAAUGGAAGAAACUGUUUGAUUGAAGCCUCCACUUGCCAAAUGAAUAGAAAUCCCAUCGUUGAGCUACUCCUCAAGUCGGAUUUGGACCCCACAAAGAAAGAUGUCUCUGGUAGAACCUGCCUCCAUUAUGUUACAGAAAACGGAAGAGACGACUUGCUACUUCUUCUUCUCUCUUCUUCAAAAGCCGGAUCCAUCAUCGACUCGAUGGACAACGAGUCAAUCUCUCCUUUGCUUUUCGCCAUAAUCAACAAUCACGUAUCUUGCGUCAGCACUUUAUUACAACACGGAGCCAAUGGACUUCCACAACAGGAUGAUUUGAAGCCUAAGUAUCUUCCUCUCAACGUUGCCUGCAAGAUCGGCACUUACGAGGUAGUUCAGUUGGUAUUAGGCCGCUACGGUGCACCUGAAAAGGCCAAACAGGAUCAUCUUCUCACCAAUAGUGCACAAUGCAAUGCAGAAGGCCUUCUUCCUCUUCACAUAGUGGCCUCCUCCGGCCACGAACAACUUGUGCCUCUAUUGUUGCAAUACGGUGCAGAUAUCAAUCAACUUGACAGACUUAACAAGUGGUCUCCUAUAUUUUAUGCAGUCAUGGAAGGCUACGAUUCUCUGACUCACGAAUUGAUUGGUUACGGUGCCAAUUUCAAGAUACAAGACGAAGAUGGUUUCGAUCCGUUGUACUACGCCAUAUGGGAGGGUAAUGUCGAGGUUUUGAAUGUUUUAAUGGAAAGCUACAAGGAAGAGAACAGUGAUAAGAUGAGUGAGGUUGAAGAGGAUGGAAAUGAGGCUCAAAACUGUAUCGAAGAGGCGUUGGCAAUACCUCCGAUGGUUUCACUUGGCCCCAAAUCACAGAUCAGCUCUUCUGAUAUCAUCCCGUUCUCCAUAGACAUGAUUCCGGAUCUUUCACUUCCUCCUCCAAUCAUUCCCCUACGUAAGUAUGGCCACAACUUUCUUGAAAAGAAGAUAUUCCUCAAACUUUCGUUUUACACUUCCAGAAACUCGGUACGGUUGAAUCCUGACACGUUUCUCACCUCCAUUCCUGGCCGUAUCACCAUUUCAUGUGAUAGGAAUGACCUUAUUCCUCGAAAUUUGCUGCUUCCGGUGUUGGACAACGAUAAAUCAAUCACCUUCCAGACAGAUUCCUUCGAUGAGUCAUUUAACAUUGAAUUUGAACUUUUCCCAAUGUUCGGCACCAGACUUCUAGCCAAGGCCACUCUUCCUUCUUCCGUCCUCAUCACAUCCUAUCCCGGAUCAGGUUCCAAGCUUAGCGGCGAUUUAGAGAUCCCUCUUAGUGAUGUCAAGCUUCGUAAUACUGGAUUUUUAAGAUUCAAUUACGAGAUCGUUUAUCCUUAUAGUGGUGCCCCUUUGGAGAUUUCCUUAUACGAUACUUACUGGAAGUCGUCUUCAGUGGCAGAAGAGAAGGAGAGGCAAAGACAGCAGCAGAUUCAAUUACAGAAGCAGGAAGAACACCACCAGAAUACAAAUGUCUCUUUUGUUACUGCCUCUUCACUUACUGGCAUCUACUAUCGUGUUCCGUUGUACUUACUUAACGAUGGAACACCUAUAGUUUGCCCUAAGUAUCUAAUUGAUGUAGGAGGAGGUGUAUCUUUACCUAUAUGCUGCUUCGGAUUUGAUCAACUACACCAUUUAUUUUAUGGGAACAACACAGAGUACAAGACUCUUUGCGAACAGCUCGGUGAUUUGAAAGGGGACGGAUUUCGCUUGCGAUUCUACGAGAUCUUGAGCCGAUUAUACAUGCCAUUGAACGAGUUCCUUGACAUAGUGGAUCCAGAGAUAGCUCUCAACUUGGAGAUCUUCUACCCCUCGGUAUACGAGCUGGAAUUCUAUGAUAUCAAGCUCUUCACGUCUUUUUCUUCCAACGAGCUAAUUCACAAGUGUAAUGUGGAGGCGCAGCUUAACACUCCAACAGACAACUGCCUCAACAACUUCAUUGAUUUGAUUCUCACCGAUGUGUUUAACCACGUGCGCAAGUUACGUCACAACCACAAUAGUAACAGUUUGAGAUCGAGAUCGUUAAUUCUCUCUUCCGACAACUCGACUGUUUGCACGAUUUUGAACUGGAAGCAGCCAAAUUAUCCUGUUUUCUACAAUCUUAACGGUGUUAAAUACGAUAGUCAGCAGGACUCGUUUUAUGAGUGCACGGCGAACGGUUUUUUAAAGAAGGAUAAGAUCAAUCUACAAACAAAGAAUGCUGAAAAACUGGAGAGGAAGGAGCUUCAACAAAAUCACCAUAGCUUGCUCAUAGACAACAUUGACUCGAUCAACAAAGACUCGUCAGAAUACAUAAACAGUCUGCAGUAUCAGGACAAGCUUUCCAGAUCGAUUAAGUUAGCUGCGGAUUUUGCCAGCACCAAUAACAUGCUCGGAAUUACGGUUCCUGCCAAGUUAUUGAGGAUAUGUCCUACUAUGGCCGAGUCGAUCCGAGCUAAGGGACUCAUUUUGGUAGCUGCCAAGGACGAGAAUGGCUUGGUGGUGAAGCAGGGCCAGAUCCAGCCGUUAGUCACAAAAUAUGGUGACAUUAAUGUGAACGGCUUGAGGUUUAACGACAUAGUAAGCUUCAAAGAUACGAUUGAUAUGUAA